Williopsis jadinii is the source of this 716-nucleotide messenger RNA. RefSeq lists its product as uncharacterized. Bases 487 to 702 code for a protein of 71 amino acids. The transcript has a single exon. NCBI's taxonomy places the organism in Eukaryota, Fungi, Ascomycota, Saccharomycetes, Phaffomycetales, Wickerhamomycetaceae. The record is from RefSeq and is a predicted model, not a curated record.
UGUGUAGUGGACUAUGUCUGGGGUUCGCGAUGAUCUUCCUUGUUGAUGUGGGUUUUUACACGAUAUUCCUCCGAGAGAACAACUUCACUCUCAAGACAUAUAACACCGCCACUUUAACAGGGACACAGCAGCACACAAUGGAGGAACCACAGCCAGCUCCGACACGGUGGGAGGUUGAGUUGGAGUUUGUUCAGGCGUUGGCGAAUCUGCAGUACUUGAACUUUCUGGCACAGAACAAAUACCUCGAAAAGGAGGAGUUCUUGAACUAUUUGAAGUACUUGGAAUACUGGCGGGAACCACAGUACGCAAAGCACUUGGUCUAUCCCAACUGCCUACAUGUUCUUACGCUCUUGCAGAGCGCACACUUCAGGGAGCAGAUCCUUAGACAGGACACUGCUGCGGUGUUGAUGAACGACAUGGUGAAUAGAUGGAAGGAGCCUCAGACGAUGUUUGCAGCGACGCCGAUAAGCGAGAAGAAGACGGGCGAUGUUGCCAGCGUACCCGAAACAAAGGCUGACGAGGAAGCUGGUGAUGAGGCAGGCGUGCAGCACAAUGGAACUGCAGAGACAGCUGUUCCGUCUAUUGUUGUUAAUGGUAAUGACUCCAGUGGUUCUACGUCGAAUGACGUAUCAACGGCAGAGCCACAGAGCACAGAAGCUAUGCAAUGAAAAUCGUUGUUACGAUGAAUAUGAUGAUUAUUAAUACAUUAGUGUAGU